GGUUUUCCUGUUGUCUGGGUCCCGUGGGCUCCGGCAGGAACCGGGCUGGGCAGCCAGAGGCUGGAGCCCGGAGCUGGCGUCUCAUGGGCCACAGGCUCCUACUAAUUGUAAUGAUCCCUGACGUUGAUCGGGCACCUGCGAACCAUCUACCCAUUUCGCCGCUAGGAAACGGAGGCUCCGAGAGUCGGCACAGGCGAGGCCUCGCUCACGUCCCGCUCGGAGCCCAAAUGUUCUCUCCCUGGAAGAGGCCCGUUUUCCUGUCUGUCCAUGACGACCCGGUGCCCACCACGGCCUUCUUCAGCGCUGACAUGCUCAACAUCACCUCGCAAGCCGUGCUGCCGGCCAACGGGACCCCCGCGCAGGGCGGCGGCUGCGUGCACGAGGAGCUGUGGGGCUGGCUCAACAGCAUCCAGGCGCCCUUCCUCUGGGUCCUGUUCGUGCUGGCGCUGCUCGAGAACGUCUUCGUGCUCGGCGUCUUCGGCCUGCACCAGAGCCGCUGCACCGUGGCCGAGAUCUACCUGAGCAACCUGGCCGCGGCCGACCUGAUCCUGGCCUGCGGGCUGCCCUUCUGGGCCGUCACCAUCGCCAACAACUUCGACUGGCUCUUCGGGGAGGCGCUGUGCCGCGUGGUGAACACCCUGGCCUACAUGAACCUGUACAGCAGCAUCUGCUUCCUCAUGCUGGUGAGCAUCGACCGCUACCUGGCCCUGGUGAAGACCAUGUCCGCGGGCCGGCUGCGCGGCGUGCGCUGCGCCAAGCUCUACAGCCUGGUGAUCUGGGGGUGCGCGCUGCUCCUCAGCUCCCCCAUGCUGGCCUUCCGCACCAUGAAGGACUACCGGGACGAGGGCUACAACGUCACGGCCUGCGUCAUCACCUACCCGUCGCGCACCUGGGAGGUGUUCACCAACCUGCUCCUGAACCUGGUGGGCUUCCUCCUGCCGCUGGGCGUCAUCGGCUUCUGCACCGCGCGGAUCAUGCGGGUGCUCCGCCACAACGAGAUGCAGAAGUUCAAGGAGAUCCAGACGGAGCGGCGGGCCACGGUGCUGGUGCUGGCCGUGCUGCUGCUGUUCGUGGUCUGCUGGCUGCCCUUCCAGGUCAGCACCUUCCUGGACACGCUGCUGCGCCUGGGCGUCCUCUCCGGCUGCCGGGACGAGCACGUGGUGGACGUCUUCACGCAGAUCUCCUCCUACGUGGCCUACAGCAACAGCUGCCUCAACCCGCUGGUGUACGCCAUCGUGGGCAAGCGCUUCCGCAAGAAGUGCCGGGAGGUGUACCAGCGCCUGUGCCGGCGCGGCGGCUGCGCGGCCCAGCCCAGCCCGACCGAGAGCUCCAUGGGCACGCUGCGCACCUCCAUCUCCGUGGAGCGGCAGAUCCACAAGCUGCCACGCUGGGUGGGGAGCAGCCAGUGAGC
Molecule: messenger RNA, 1411 nt
Organism: Eptesicus fuscus (big brown bat)
Lineage: Eukaryota; Metazoa; Chordata; Mammalia; Chiroptera; Vespertilionidae
Gene: BDKRB2
Product: bradykinin receptor B2
Exons: 3
Coding region: 84-1409 (441 amino acids)
Biological process (GO): neutrophil chemotaxis; smooth muscle contraction; G protein-coupled receptor signaling pathway
Cellular component (GO): membrane
Molecular function (GO): bradykinin receptor activity
Source: RefSeq, a predicted model, not a curated record